UCAACUUCCUCUACCACCCAACGAAAAAUGCAUCCCUUGGAGAAAGAAGUGGGUUAGUCUAGGGUUUAUUGGUGGUGAUGCCCACGCCCCAAAUACAGGUGAAGUUUCAGAAGUAACCCAAGCUUAUCUAAAGCGAUUCCUUGGAAGCUAAUGCCACAGCCAGUCAGCUCCAAAGUUGUGACUUCAUCCCAAGCCAGACGGCUUAAGUGGGGAAAGUAACAGCAAGGAGGCGACAAAGGAAAGGCGGUUCAAGUUUGUCUGCUUGUGAAUGAAGAGCGGAUAUGGAACGUUGGAUCCGAAUUUUAAAUCCGGCGGGAAAGUUAGUUUAAUUGGUAGUGACGCAGAGGUAGCCAUUGGAGUUUAGCAAUUGGAGAAAGAAUGAUUUGUGGGCUCAAGCUCCGUACCGUGUCCUUUGUGUUGGUUGCAUUGCGGAGACCAACCUGCCACUGUAAGUGAACAAAUUCUACAAUAUUUCUCAUACAUCACAAUGCGGGUUAGUUGAUAACUCGAGGGUAGUUUAGGGAGAAAACUUCCAGUCCAAUCGUUAAGGUGGCCCUUGGAUUAGGACCAUAGUCGAUGAACUGCGGCCUUGAAGAUUCCCAGCACUUCCAUUCCUCUAGGUGUGGAAAUGAGAGAUUUGUCGUCUCAUGAUAGGGAUUUUGGGCUCAAAACACAUUGUGGAAUUGCACGCGGCACAUGUCUAUUACUCGGCCUCUGGCCUAGAUUAAUGGUAAAAUAGAGAUUGACAACAGGUGGGGGGCCAAUGGGGUGUAGAAAAACAAUGUGUUUGUUUCAUAUGUAGCUUGCAAAUGCUCUAGGAUUCUGCUCAUUUUGCCUCGUAGUUGACCCUCCUCAUUCGCAUAGCUAUUCUAUACCCUUGUCCAUUUACUAAUGUUGGGUUGCAGAUGAAGCUUUUCGAUACCGGAAAUCGUUGUUAUUGAGGUGAGGCGACUCGGUCACCAACCUCAGAAACUCCAAGAACUUGAAAUGAGUCAAUGUUGCUUGGCUCCCUUACCAGUCAGCAGUCUUUUAUGCUCCUAUUUUAUAACAUAUGCCACUGAAUAAAGAACAAAAGGGAAAACAACUAAUCAUCCUCUCGUGCUUGUUUAGUGGAUAAAGAUGCUUCGUCUGUUUUCCUCGAUUUACACGAAACAUGCCCAGUAAAUCCAAAGCCCAAUAUUAUGGGCCUCUACUGGAAGUCCAUGUGCCUUUGUUUGUCCUUUGGAUGGGAAUUAGAAGCCCAUUUAGUCCAAUCGUCUAAGAAGAACUCAAGUCCUUAGCCCUUCCCGGAUUCCAUUGCAAACUACAAUUUACAUCCCAUCUUGAUCGUGGAAUAUGGAAUUGUAGAAAAAAAAAAAAGUUUUUAAAAGAAGCAUAUAUCAAAUCCUAGUUAAUAAUUAUUUAAUUUUUUAAAUUUAAAUAAAAAUGAUUUUUAAAAUUUUAUUAAAGUUAAAUAUGUAAUUUUAAAUUUUAAAAAAAUUAUGAAAAUUUCCUAAUAUUAAGGAGCUUAUUAUAUCUGACAUUUCUUCAUGUUAUAUUGGAAAAGAAAAUUGAUAUAAUAGAAGAGAUGGAAAAGACAUCUUUCUUGUUUUUAACGGAACAUCCAUUUGCAUUUACUUUAAUCAUACCACAAUUAAUCAAUUAAGAAAACCAAUCAGGAAGCAAGAUGUGAAUCGACGGUCGUUUGAUUAAUUGAAAAACCAAUCAGAAAGCAAGAUGUGAAUCGACGUCAUCUGAUCUGAGAGUCUUUCCACGUUUCGUUGACCAAAAUAAUCUGUCCUCCCAUUCUCUGCAACUCCAAUGGCGGAUCCUUCUCUCCACCACGAGGCCCAACCCCUAAAGUUCAUUGCCGUCGACUACUGUCCCGAAUCAUGCACCCAUUCCCCGGAAUCCUCCACCAUCACCCUCACCUUUGACCACCGCGGCGGCUCGCGGUGGCGCUCCACCACCCGUUUCCAAUACGGCACCUUUAGCUCCCUCAUCCAGUGCCCCAAAGGCAACACCAGCGGCCUCAACUUCAACAUCUAUCUGUCCUCUCUCGAAGGCGACAAGUCCCAAGACGAAAUUGACUUCGAAUUCUUGGGCAAAGACAAGCGAAUCGUGCAGACAAAUUACUACACUGCGGGGACUGGAAACAGAGAAGCUAUACACGAUCUGGGUUUCGACUGUUCUGAUGGGUUUCACGAGUAUGUCAUCAAGUGGGGUCCAGAUUUGAUCCAAUGGUUGAUUGAUGGGAAAGUAAUUAGGUCGGUGGUGAGAGCUGAUGGAGAAGGGUUUCCACAGAAACCCAUGUUUCUGUAUGCCUCAGUUUGGGAUGCUAGCUACAUUGAUGAAGGGAGGUGGACUGGGCCUUAUGUGGGGUGUGAUGCACCCUAUAUUUGCCUCUACAAGAAUGUAAAUGUACCAGUUGGAACUGCUGUGGAGUAAGCUGGCGAUUUGUGACACGGUUUCUUGAUUUGGUGAGGUCGGUAUGUGAGAAUUUGGCAGAAUCACUUGUUUCUUUUCCUUUUCCCUUGUUGAGAUUCUGUUCUCUAAUAAUUGGAUUAUCUUCCAGUGGAAUGUUGUUGGUUGGUUUGGAUUUUCUGGGUUUGGUUGGUUUUUGUUGUUUUGUUUGCCACUUGAUUGAAUAAAAUGUCCAUUUCUUGUACUCAAA
Molecule: messenger RNA, 2653 nt
Organism: Vitis vinifera (wine grape)
Lineage: Eukaryota; Viridiplantae; Streptophyta; Magnoliopsida; Vitales; Vitaceae
Product: xyloglucan endotransglucosylase/hydrolase protein 19
Exons: 2
Coding region: 1801-2427 (208 amino acids)
Biological process (GO): carbohydrate metabolic process
Molecular function (GO): hydrolase activity, hydrolyzing O-glycosyl compounds
Source: RefSeq, a predicted model, not a curated record